Schistosoma curassoni is the source of this 1182-nucleotide messenger RNA. Lineage: Eukaryota; Metazoa; Platyhelminthes; Trematoda; Strigeidida; Schistosomatidae. The record is from the annotation of a GenBank genome assembly.
AUGAAUAAGUUUGUAUUUUUAUGUUUACUAUCGUUCGGACCAUUAAUGAGUUAUUCGGCCGAGCCUUCUCGUCUGUCUGUCUUCUGGAUUGUUUUAGUUUUGUCCACUAAGCCUCCUCAUAAAAAUGAAUCUUUGAUGAACAAAACAGUAUGGGAGUCUAAGAUUUCUGAAGCACUUAAAAGUACCAAAAUAUCGUAUUCGGAAUACUUCAAUCUGGUUGAAGCUGAAAACAGGUCUGUCGUGGUUGAUUACAUAGAGAGAGACGAAUCUCGAUCAUAUUUGAAGAUAUUUUUCUACGUACAGCAGAAUAACCUCUUCCAACCUUCUCCUUCUAUUGUUUACCAGCUCAAUCAAAUGCCGGUGGACUGGUUAGCAGUUUACUUGGGAAUGCCAGUCAUAGAAAGACCUAAAGUUUACGAUAUAGGCGCUUAUGAAAAGGAAGAUGAUUUUAUAUGGGUCAUUGGAAUAAUUGCUAUUUGUUUCCUUGGAAUAUUGCUGAUUUGUUGGUGCUUUAUAUUUCUAUACACAUUUGUUCUACAAGCCACUGCUAUGGUUAAAUGGUUACCGAGACCAAUGAUUAGCAAUUCUAAACAAAUAUUUUACAAAGCAGAGAAAUCACAGAGAGAAUUUGAAGAAAAGAAAGAUUCACAAAUACAAACCGAUGAUUUAGAAUGUUCGCAGUCAAAAAUAAGCAAAACUGAAAACUCAAUAUGUGAUGCGACAGUGUUGGAUUCCAAUUUCUCGGAAGCUCGAGUUUCAACGGUUUCAGAAAUAAGUUUAGAAGAAUCAGUCAACCCCACUGUAAGUGAAUUAAAUGAAUCUGUUGUACCCUUGUCUGAAACACAAGUUCUAUUAUCGGAUGAAGAAGGUAAAUAUUCUGUUAUGAAUAUUUUUCUUAUCAAUUUACAAUCAGAUGGUAUUAUAAAUCAACAGUUGAAUGUAAUCAAAGCUAAUACGAAGAAUUCAAAGAAUGAAGUGAUUGAAGAAAAUGAAGGUGAUUUGCUACAGGCAUCCGAAAUGGAUAAAACGCUUACUUUUGGAUCGUUCGAUAAUGUAAUACCUUUUGUGAUGUCUGUUCCACCACGUCCAGAAGCGAUAAAAUUAGCAAAUUUAUUAAACUCUCAGAAAGUAUUUCUUUAUAAUAAAUCAAUCUUUGAUAACACUGUAAUUAUUGAUAAAUAA